AUGAUUCAGAUCAAAAAUACUUUUAAAGCAAAGAAUAUUAUUAAGUAUUCUAAGGAAAGCGAGGAGGAUUCAGAGGAAAAGAAAUAUAUGGGCGGUCCAAUUAAGAUCAAAAUCAGUGUAAAAGAGGAUUUUACUUCUAGUUUUCUUAAACUGCCAGGGUGUAUAGCAAUUGACAUACGAGUAUGUCUCAAAAAACGUUUUCCUCAUUCUGAAGUCGAAAAGGAAGGCUCACUUAAAUUUUUCUUACAAAAAUUCAGUCUUGACAGCGAAAAAAGCACCUUCUUGUUAACCGCGAGAAAUAUGCAUGGAGAAGUCACUUCCAUAGCUUAUUACAAGAGUUCUAAAGACAUAGAAAAAGGGAAAUAUCCUAGUGCAUACGUAUUUUCACCUAAAAAAGGAAUUAAAAGAGAAAGGCCUGUAACAGGAUUGGAUUUUACUUCAUUAUAUCCCA
Molecule: messenger RNA, 451 nt
Organism: Funneliformis geosporum
Lineage: Eukaryota; Fungi; Glomeromycota; Glomeromycetes; Glomerales; Glomeraceae
Source: the annotation of a GenBank genome assembly